CAAUUAGAUUUAUUAUAUACAGUUUUAGGUCAUCAAACUAAAAAUGACUUCCUUACGUUCUUGGAGAUAUGCAAGACCGCCGAACUACGAUCAGAAUAUUGACAAAAUGUAUCCAUAUUCCGAGGUGCCCUUUUUAGGCGAUUAUAAUUUGGUAAAAAUACCGAUAUCUUAUAGCAAACUUAUAGAUCACAUCGAUUAUUGGGGUGAGGGGAAAAUAUCAGUAGCGGAAGGAUGCACUGGUUUUGCUGAUUGUUACAAUAUUAACGAGGUUCACCAACUCGUGAGCAAAGGUCCGGAUACAAACAGGAAAAUACCAAAUAGAAUACCAGUCAUAAGUUCUACGAACUGUGAUACUAGUGGUUAUAUCAAAAAUGAUUCAGUAAAACUUGUUACAGUCUUGGGUGCACCAAUAAACGAUAGCUGUGCCAAAGACAUUGCAAGAAUCGUCAAUAAAGACGUCGGCAAAGUUGUUGUGUUCGGUUUUAAAGAAGAUUCCACAGAUAUUAAAACUCUUGAACAAGAAUUGACCAAAAAAAAUAUGAUUUACUGCGAAGAAUUCGUUUUACCAAUGAAAUUGUUAGGCUUAACCAUGUUUAACAAUUUCCGAGCUUAUUUGAAUCUCCCUGAUCUAUGUAACUAUUUGUAUAAAAAUGUCGUUGAUGGUAAUUACGAGAAUGCAAUAUUGAAAAGCAAGAUAAUCAAUGAAAGUGGCAAUGGCAGUCUUAUCUUCGACGUUAUAACGAAAUUGCUGGUUGAAGGGAAUAAAAACAUAAUGACUUAUGCUUACCAAUUAUGGCAUUUAAAUUGUAAAGAUAUAGUUACGAACUAUUUUCCUCUAGCCUUUCAAACGAUACUUAAAGAAGAAUAUGUGGUAAUCUUGAACAAGAAAUAUAAUCUUGCUUUUAAAUUAGACGCCCAUACUGAUUCCUACAACGAUAGAUUGGCCUGGGGAGAUGGUAGAGACAAAACAAGUGAACGAGUUAAAUGGAAAUUUGCACCAGUUUUAAAGGAUGAUUGUAUUUUAUUUAAAAUAAUGAAUAAGGAGCACGGUUUAUUCUUAAAACUAGAUGUGAAACCUAAUAAAAUAGGCGACAGACCUGCGUGGGGAGGUAAAAACACAAGCGAAGAAAGAUUCGAGUGGAUUUUGAAUCCAAUUAUGAUUAAUUACGAUUUAAUGUUUUUGAUAAUUAAUAAAAAAUAUGAUCAAGGACUUAAAAUGGAUUCUAAUAUGGACGAAUACCACGAUAGAUUAUUGUGGGGGCACAAUGGAUCGGUUUUGAGUAAUCCUGAAGAAUACGGUUGGUACAUUCAAUAAGUACAUUGUUUUGUAACAAUAGAAUUA
Messenger RNA from Papilio machaon (common yellow swallowtail), 1342 nucleotides. RefSeq names its product microvitellogenin-like. The record is from RefSeq and is a predicted model, not a curated record. Gene Ontology annotation, cellular component: extracellular region. Lineage: Eukaryota; Metazoa; Arthropoda; Insecta; Lepidoptera; Papilionidae. The coding region runs from base 44 to 1315 and encodes 423 amino acids. The transcript has a single exon.